UUUUUGUUUUAAAUUCAAAUCUUCAUAGCUAACAGAUAUUAGAGAUUGUCAGUUAAGAGAAAUAUCCGAAAAGUUAACAGAUUAUGAAAAUAUAUUGAAAGAAAUGAAAAAGAAACGAUGGGAAGAAGAUCAAUGGGAAUAUUAUCUUCAAUCUGGAGGAAAAACAAAUCCUCUUAUUCCGCAAGAAGUGAAUGAUUAUAUAUCUAUUUGGAGAGAUUUGACAGAAAAUGAAAGCACCAAAGAUAUUAUGCGAGAAUGUCAUAGUUGUUUACAGUUAAUUAAUAAAUUAGAAACAGGUCUAGAAGAUGCUCCCGAAAAAAAUUCUAAUUGGAUAAUAUCACACAAGAAUCUUCAAGAUUUAUUACACAAGAAAUUGGAUAAAGCAACUUAUAUAUUUCUUCAACAUUCAAAUGAUUAUUAUGAUCCGAACACAUAUGAUGUGCAAUACGUAGAAACUGACAUCAGUGUUUUAGAUCAAAGAGAGAGAGUGGUUAAGAAACCAUCAAUUAUAUUAUGUCUAUGGACUAGCAUUUCGCAAAAUUCUAGGCGUAAAGGACCUUCCUUCACUGAAUUCGGCUAUUCUUUGCAAUUACCUGACACAUUAUUGUUAACUAUUUGUGCUGUGCGUGUGUUACAUACAACAUUCGAUCCAUUUUCGAGUGAUUGUACGAUUACGCCAGAUUCAGAUACGGAAUUAUAUUCUCAAUCAAUUAAAGAAGGAGCAUCGACUGAAAGUGAUAUAGGAGCAUCGACUGAAAGUGAUAUAGGAACGCCGUCUUCAAAUGCUACAGAAAGGCAAAGAAAAUAUUUAGAAGCAUUUGAAGUGCCGAAAAGAUAUACACGCCAAAGCUCAAAUCUAAAAUUGGACAUUUCAACUAAGUAUAUUAAGAAAGGUUUGCGAAGAAGGAAACGUAAACCUAAAUCCAAAACUGCGGUAAUUAAAGUUACGGACUUACAGUCGAUGUCCCAUAUUAAGGAAACAGAAAGGAAUGAUUUAGACAAUUUAAACUUUGCACAACUGAAGAUCACUCAAAGUCACACAGUCGAUAUGAAAAGUUAUUACGUUUUAGGUGGAGUUAUUCAUAUUGAUCUGUUUACCAUUCCUCCUUUACCUGUUGUUUCGGGAUGUUGGAUUGUGCAACAAGUAGAGGCAGAACAGGUACCGAAACAUAAACCAUAUGAUGUAAGCGGCUUAAUGAAAACUGAAACGGAAAUAAAUCGAAAUUUAACAGACAAUACUGAAGAAAUAAAUGACACUAUAAUUGUAACUCUACGAUUACCCAAACACAUUAUUUACUUACAUCAAGUACAACCAGCUUUUUGGAAUGAAAAAUCUUCAGUUUGGACUACAGAUGGUUUACAAGACGUGGAGUUCCAUAAAGAAAACAAACUCCUUACUUUUAAAAUGACGCAUUUUGGAGUGAUUGGAAUUAUACAAAAGAAAAGCAUAAAUUAUCCUUAUCAGUUUUGGGAACUGACGCNAAGAAAGAAAAGAAUUAUGAGAAGCACUGUAAACGCAUAUAUUGUAUAA
Messenger RNA from Centruroides sculpturatus (bark scorpion), 1531 nucleotides. RefSeq names its product protein CASC1-like. The record is from RefSeq and is a predicted model, not a curated record. Gene Ontology annotation, cellular component: axoneme. NCBI's taxonomy places the organism in Eukaryota, Metazoa, Arthropoda, Arachnida, Scorpiones, Buthidae. The coding region runs from base 104 to 1531 and encodes 475 amino acids. The transcript has 12 exons. Gene Ontology annotation, molecular function: microtubule binding; beta-tubulin binding.